AACGUUGUGUGUUACAACUUGUCAGACAUUUUUUGGCUAACAGUGUGUUCCAAUUCUGGAAUUUGUGCCAGCCAAAUUCAUGUCGCCUGUCGGGAUGGAAAGGUGGACCAAGCGCUGUCGUUGGGCUUUCUGCUGUGUUGGGUGGCUGGAGAUCUCACAAAUCUGAUAGGCUGCUAUUUAACAAAUCAACUGCCAAUUCAGGUAAUCU
Meleagris gallopavo (turkey) is the source of this 208-nucleotide messenger RNA. The record is from RefSeq and is a predicted model, not a curated record. Lineage: Eukaryota; Metazoa; Chordata; Aves; Galliformes; Phasianidae.